Messenger RNA from Erinaceus europaeus (western European hedgehog), 2640 nucleotides. It is a transcript of the gene RAP1GAP, whose product is annotated as RAP1 GTPase activating protein. The transcript has 26 exons. NCBI's taxonomy places the organism in Eukaryota, Metazoa, Chordata, Mammalia, Eulipotyphla, Erinaceidae. The coding region runs from base 272 to 2380 and encodes 702 amino acids. Gene Ontology annotation, molecular function: GTPase activator activity. Gene Ontology annotation, biological process: activation of GTPase activity; regulation of small GTPase mediated signal transduction. Gene Ontology annotation, cellular component: membrane; cytoplasm. The record is from RefSeq and is a predicted model, not a curated record.
CCCCUGUGAGGCCCCCAGUGUCUCAGCCCCUCCCCACCCCAAGGUGCCCUCAAAGGGCAGUGGGGGAGCUGCACCUGGAGGGACCUGAAGGAGGCAGAGGCAGAGCCUGUGGGUGUUCUCAAGGGUGGACAAGUCUUUCUCACCUCGCAGGAGUGCCUGGAGGAGUGAUGGCCGGAACCAGCGCUUCCCUCAGGCACUAGACUUGCCCCGAGUGGAUUUAGUUCCCAGCCACACUGCUUCUCUCUACCCUAAGAACACUGACCUGUUUGAGAUGAUUGAGAAGAUGCAGGGAAGCAGGAUGGAUGAACAGCGAUGCUCCUUCCCACCACCCCUCAAAACAGAGGAGGACUACAUCCCCUACCCCAGCGUCCAUGAGGUCCUGGGGCGAGAAGGGCCCUUCCCCCUCAUCCUGUUGCCCCAGUUUGGGGGUUACUGGAUCGAAGGCACCAACCAUGAAAUUGCCAGCAUCCCCGAGACAGAGCCGCUGCAGUCCCCCACGGCCAAGGCGAAGCUGGAGUGUGACCCCACAGCCCGCAUCUACCGGAAGCACUUUCUUGGCAAGGAGCAUUUCAACUACUACUCCCUGGAUGCGGCCCUGGGUCACCUUGUAUUCUCCCUCAAGUACGACGUCAUUGGGGACCAGGAGCAUCUGCGUCUGCUGCUCAGGACCAAGUGCCGAACGCACCACGACGUCAUCCCCAUAUCUUGCCUCACCGAGUUCCCCAACGUGGUCCAGAUGGCCAAGCUGGUGUGUGAAGAUGUGAACGUGGAUCGAUUCUACCCUGUGCUCUACCCCAAGGCUUCGCGACUCAUUGUCACCUUUGACGAGCAUGUUAUCAGCAAUAACUUCAAGUUUGGAGUCAUUUAUCAGAAGCUUGGGCAGACCUCUGAGGAGGAGCUCUUCAGCACCACUGAGGAGAGCCCUGCCUUUGCGGAGUUCCUUGAGUUUCUUGGCCAGAAGGUCAAACUUCAGGACUUUAAGGGGUUCCGAGGAGGCCUGGACGUGACCCACGGGCAGACGGGGACGGAGUCUGUGUACUGCAACUUCCGUAACAAGGAGGUCAUGUUUCACGUGUCCACCAAACUGCCCUACACAGAAGGGGAUGCCCAGCAGCUUCAGCGCAAGCGUCACAUUGGGAACGACAUCGUGGCCGUGGUCUUCCAGGACGAGAACACGCCCUUUGUGCCUGACAUGAUCGCCUCCAACUUCCUGCACGCCUACGUGGUGGUGCAGGCCGAGAGCGGGGCCCCUGAGGGCCCCCUCUACAAGGUCUCGGUCACUGCCAGAGACGACGUGCCCUUCUUUGGACCUCCGCUUCCGAACCCUGCUGUGUUUAGGAAGGGGCCUGAGUUCCAGGAAUUCCUGUUGACAAAGCUCAUCAAUGCUGAAUACGCCUGCUACAAGGCCGAGAAGUUUGCCAAACUGGAGGAGCGGACCCGGGCGGCCCUCCUGGAGACUCUGCAUGAGGAGCUGCACGUCCACAGCCAGUCCAUGAUGGGCCUGGGCGACGAGGACAAGAUGGAGAACGGCGGUGGUGGUGGCGGCUUCUUCGAGUCUUUCAAGCGGGUCAUCCGCAGCCGCAGCCAGUCCAUGGACGCCAUGGGACUGAGCAACAAGAAGGCCAGCACCGUGUCCACCAGCCACAGUGGGAGCUUCACACCCAGCAAUCCUGACCUGGCCAAGGCUGCAGGAAUAUCAUUGCUUAUUCCUGGGAAAAGUGCGAGUAGAUUCGGACGCCGGGGCAGUGCCAUAGGCAUAGGAACCGUGGAAGAGUCACUGAUUGUCCCUGGGAAGAGCCCCACGAGGAAGAAGUCGGGCCCCUUUGGCUCCCGCCGCAGCAGUGCCAUUGGAAUUGAGAACAUACAGGAGGUGCAGGAGAAGAGGCCUGGUGGUGAAUCUCCUCACUGCCCCUGUGUACCCUGCAGGGAGAGCCCCCCAGCAGGCCAGAAGACCCCAGAUAAUGGGCACGCUUCCCAGGAGCCCAAGUCAGAAACCUCCUCUGCUCAGAGCUCCCCAGAGAUGCCCACGACCAAGAACAGAGCGGACACAGCUGUCCAGAGAGCAGAGGUGCUGAAGGACGUCUCCCGCUCCUCGUCCAGUGCCAGCAGCUUCACCAGCGUGGUGGAGGAGACGGAGGGUGCGGAUGGGGACGACACAGGCCUGGAGAGCGUCUCAUCCUCAGGGAUGCCCCACAAGCGGGACUCCUUCAUCUACAGCACGUGGCUGGAGGACAGUGUCAGCACCACAAGUGAGGGCAGCUCCCCAGGCCCCUCGAGGUCACCCCACCCAGACUGCAGCAAGUCAGGGGACCCUGCAUGUCCCGAGAUCAAGAUCCAGCUAGAAGCAGAUGAGCAGCACACACCACAGCAGAGCUGUUAGCCAGGCCUCACUCUGAAGGUGAAACUGAGCAGAUGAGACCUCAGAAGCACAAGGUGAAGAUACUGUGUCAAAUCCAGGCAGCCGGGACCUCUGCCCCAAAGCCUCCACCAGCCCCCCGGCCUUCCCCGUGGCCCACCCUCUGGGCUGUCUCUGCAGGGCAGAGCCGUCCAGACCCUGGAGCUGGGAACCUGCUGGCAUCAUCCCCACCCCAGGCUGGGGGUCUGGGCAGGGAAAGGGAGAGGUCAGUGGUCAGUGGACGC